Messenger RNA from Sarcophilus harrisii (Tasmanian devil), 3748 nucleotides. It is a transcript of the gene TCAIM, whose product is annotated as T cell activation inhibitor, mitochondrial. The transcript is spliced from 14 exons. The coding region runs from base 645 to 2147 and encodes 500 amino acids. Lineage: Eukaryota; Metazoa; Chordata; Mammalia; Dasyuromorphia; Dasyuridae. Gene Ontology annotation, cellular component: mitochondrion. The record is from RefSeq and is a predicted model, not a curated record.
GGCGCGCGCCUUGGGGCCGCUCCCCUCCCUAAGGCUGCACUCCCGCAUCUUGGCACCUUGGCACCUUUUCGUCCUCUCCAGCCCCACAGACACUGCAGAAUGGGGAGGGGCCAGGAAGUUGGGCGGGGCUGGGAGCAGCCAAUGGCCGUGCGGCCCGGCGGCUCCUCCCCACGUCUUCGCGGCCUCGCGGGACCCUGGAGCUGGACUGGGGGCAAAGGCCAAAUGGACUGGCCCGGACCGUGGCCCUGCGUGGGCGGCCCUCCGCGCGUGAAUUGGGCCCCAGCCGCGCCGCCUCGGGGGAGGGAAGGUGUAAUCGUGCGAGCCGCGCCGGCCGCGGGUCCGGGCGUCCGGCCCAGAAAAUAGGUUUUACUGCCUUUUCCUUCUAUAUGUUCCAUUCAUUUACUGACACUCAGCACCUACUGUGUGCUAAUGGGGAUCUAGGAUAUGGAAGAUGACCGAGCGUUUUAGAGGCCUCCAGAUCUCAAGGACUGUUACUCACAUUAUUAGAAUCUGCAUCAAGGUCAUGUCCGUUAGCCAUCAGUGCGCCUCAGGAUUCCGUCCUGGACCCUUCUCUCUUCUCCCUGUGUACAGUUUUACUUGUGAUUAAUGGAUUCCGGGAAGUUGAUUUGCAGCACCAUAUAGAAAUGUUUUUCCACUUGAGACCUAUAAGGAGGUUAUGUCUAGAGAAAAUAUUACUCCCCUGGCUUCUUCACUCGAGAACGCUCUCAGGAGCUGAGGCCGUAAAUGCUCUGAGACCUUUCUAUUUUGCAGUGCACCCAGAUUUCUUUGGACAGCAUCCCAGAGAGAGGGAAAUCAACGAAAAUUCUCUUAAGAAAUUAAGUGCCUACUUGGAAAACCUCCAGAAACCGGGCUUCAAAUCUUUGAAACCAACUCAGCUUACUUUUUAUGUGAGAGAAACCGAGCAGACAUCCUCGGAUGGCCACGAAUCAUUGAAUGUUCUAGGGUUCCGAGCCGUCACUUUGACUUUGCAUAGCAGAGAUCUUCUGAGCACCGUCUUAAAUAUUCUCAAAUCCUGUAGCUUAUCGACUAAGCACAUCCAAAGCUUGAGUGCUAAUGUGGCUUCCGAAGCCCCCAAGGGGGCAAAAAGGACAUUUGACAGACCUAUUAAAUGGGACAAGACUUACUACUCCUUUACUGGAUUCAAGGACCCUGAAGAAGAACUGGAAAAAGUCCAAAGAAUGGAAACUUCUCUCAUUUCUGAUAAUGUCAAAUACCUGAAAAGGUCCUGGUUAAAUAGUAAUGAAAAAAGUGCCAUUAAAAAGCUGACCAAUAGUUUGCCACUGAGAGAGGAACUAAACCGUUUAAAAGAAGAACUGUCGCGUCAACUCCUGCUCGCAGAUAUCAGGUGGCAGAGGAGCUGGGGGAUAGCUCACCGCUGUAGCCAGCUGCACAGCCUGGGCCGCUUAGCCCAGCACAACCUGGAAGUCCUGCAGAAUGUUAAAGGAUGCACAGUCGUGUUCACGGACCGCUCAGGCAUGAGUGCCUCGGGCCACGUCAUGCUCGGAACCAUGGAUGUUCAUCACCACUGGACAAAACUAUUUGAACGGUUGCCCAGUUACUUUGCCCUGCAAAGGAAGCUGGUGCUUUUGGAGGACCGGAUCAGCUACCUGCUGGGCGGCAUUCAGGUGGUCUACCUGGAGGAGCUGCAGCCAGCCCUGACCAUCGAGGAGUACUACGCUCUCCUCGACGGCUUCUGUUCCCGGCUUCUGAAGAGCCGGCUGGCUUUCCACCCUCGCAGUCUCCGCGGCCUGCAGAUGAUCCUGGACAGUGACAGGUACGCUCCCAGCCUCCACGAGCUUGGCCACUUCAACAUCCCAGCACUGUGCGACCCCGUGUCCCUCCAAUGGUUCAUUUUCACCAAGGCGGCCCAAGCCAGAGAAAACAUGAAAAAGAAGGAGGAGUUAAAGAUGAUUGAAAAUGAAUUGAUCCAUGCUUCAAUUAAGAAAUUUUCUCUGAAAAAGUUGUACAAGGAGCCCAGCAUUUCAAGCGCCCAGAUGAUCGACUGCCUGAAGCGACUCCUCGAUCAGUCACUGCCGUAUCUGCAGGGGAUGCACGUCUGCAUUUCACAUUUUUAUUCUGUUAUGCAAGAUGGAGACCUGUGUAUUCCUUGGAAUUGGAAGCGUUGAGAGAACCGCCUCAUGGGACAAAAAAAAACUCUGUUGUUUUUUUUGUAAGAGGUCACCGAGAAAUAAAUUUUUGACUUAACUUAUUUAAAUCUACAUUUUGCUACAACAGUAUUGUUAUACCUCUUGCCGGAGGGUAACCCCUCAUUGCUGCUUUGAAAGUAGAAGUUCUGGUACACUUGGUAAAGACUUUGUGUAUUUCCAGUUUUCACCCCUCGCCUUCCAUGGUUUCCAAAAUGAUAGAUAAGUCUAACUUAGAGGUAUUGGAAUGAAAGAGGCCAUUUAUAUUUUUAAUAGUGGGCAAAAGACACUUUUAAACGAAGCAAGAAUUCUACAAAAGAAACAUUUCUAUUUUUAUAUGCUCGGCUGUUGGGGUCGGGGUAGGGCCCAAGAAAGGAACAGACACGGAAUGAAGUAGAGAGAACCGAGUCUCCUUCUUGCAGGCACCUGGUCCAGUGCCCUGUAUGUAAGAGGCACUUACUCAGUGCUUAUUGAAUUGAAGUGAAACUUCUCCCCUUUCUUUAUUGUCAAACCUCAUACCUACAUGUUUUGUCACUAGAGGUGGACAGUUGGUAUUAGCCAAAGAGGGUGAUUUCUAGGAAGCAAAAAUUAAUUCUCCAUUUUUAUUUGGAAAGAGAUUAGAAUUAUGAAAAGUUGUAUAUAGAGACUAUAUGAUGUCCCUUGGAUGUUUUUAUAAGCUAUUUGGGGCCAAUAUGUUUUCAAUGGCAUCAUCCACUCUUGUUGCUGGAGAAUCUGGUUUUUAGAUAAUUGCUCCCAUAAUUGAGGGUUUCCUGUCAGGAUUUGGCUGCACGUGAGUGGAAAAGUGUGACUUUUCCACGUGGGAAAUUGUUCUCAGGAAGACUCUGGUCAUAGGCUACAGGAGGCUGUUGCCCAGAGCAGGGUCGAGGUCAGGGGUCACUUGAUUGAAUCCUUCCCAGCCCCCUCGGGUUCCUGCUGCCAUGUCCCUGAGGAGCCUGUGAAGGACCCAGGGCCUGCUCAUCCUAGAGCUGAGUGUUCUGUUGAAGGCAACUUCAUAGAUUACACAGCUCCUGCCUGCCCAGAGUCUCCCCAGAACACUGAGGGGGCCAACAACAGGGAGGUCAGGCAGUGAUCUGGCUUGGCUUCCCUGGGCAACGCAGGGUAGCAUGGAAAGUGCCCGUUUUCAGUGUGGGCUGUUAGACGUUGGAGGAGAUUGGGGCAGAUUUAAGUUCAUCUGAAACCUAGAUUCAAAAAUCAUCUGAUUCAAUUCAAAAAUGCAAACAAAAAUUUAAAAUUCUGGAUUCAAAAAAAAAAGCGUUCAUUUGAACUGUUAUUAAUGUUUGUAGAUGCAAACAUUGUCCUUUUUACCUCUGCAUAAAUCUGCUACAAAAAUAUCUUCUGUCUUUUAGAAUGAACGUCUGCUGCCUUGGAACAUUUGACCAAACCUGCAAAGAACCCUAAAACUGCCAUCUUAUUAGUAAUUUUUAAAUGAAAAAAAUUAGAACUAGAUUAUCCCCUUUGUAAGAUUAACUAAAAUAUAAUUUCCAGUAGUAUGUUUUGAACUGGAUUUUGCCUCUAAGAACUAAUUAAUUGUUAUACAAUAAAGAUAAUCUGUAUUAACCAUA